AUCCAAAUCCAUUCCUUACUUAAGAAAAAAAAAUACAAAAAGUUAAGAUUAUGGAGGGGCUCUUAAAGUUGUCGACGUUGGUGAUUGUGUGCAUGCUAGUGUCCGCUCCAAUGGCGACCGAGGCAGCAAUCUCGUGUGGCGCAGUCGCCAGCAACUUGGGCCAAUGCAUUAACUACCUGACAAAAGGUGGUUACAUUUCUCCAGGGUGUUGUUCUGGCGUUCGGAGGCUCAACAGCAUGGCUCGGACCACCACUGACCGCCAGCAAGCUUGUCGUUGCAUCCAAGGAGCAGCUAAAGCCUUGGGUUCUAGACUUAACGCAGGCCGUGCUGCUGGUCUUCCUGGUGCUUGCCGUGUUAGGAUCUCUUACCCCAUCAGCGCAAGAACCAACUGUAACAACGUCAGGUGAACAUGAGAGGAUGUAUACGUUGAAGGGUUUAUCAUAUAAUCGUCGAGAGAGUAUUAAAGAAUAAUUAAGAUGUCACUAGUAUAAGUGUAUCCAAAUCAUAUUUACUGUUAUCUGUUGUACGUUUUAGAAUUUGUGUGUUUCAUGUCUUUCUUUAUAUACGACGGUCCAUUUAAUUGGUCGUCUGUGUUAUGUAUUCCUCUCAUGAUAUAUGGAAUUACGAUAUGUAUUGUUUC
This is a messenger RNA of Brassica oleracea var. oleracea, 640 nucleotides long. RefSeq names its product non-specific lipid-transfer protein 5-like. The transcript is spliced from 2 exons. The record is from RefSeq and is a predicted model, not a curated record. The coding region runs from base 51 to 407 and encodes 118 amino acids. Gene Ontology annotation, molecular function: lipid binding. Gene Ontology annotation, biological process: lipid transport. Gene Ontology annotation, cellular component: membrane. Lineage: Eukaryota; Viridiplantae; Streptophyta; Magnoliopsida; Brassicales; Brassicaceae.